Leishmania braziliensis MHOM/BR/75/M2904 is the source of this 5151-nucleotide messenger RNA. RefSeq lists its product as hypothetical. NCBI's taxonomy places the organism in Eukaryota, Euglenozoa, Kinetoplastea, Trypanosomatida, Trypanosomatidae. The record is from RefSeq and is a predicted model, not a curated record. The transcript has a single exon. The annotation marks the transcript as partial.
AUGUCCUCCGCCGCCCGCCAAGCGCACCCAGUCGAUGUCGCAGCGUCGGAAGGAGCGACAUCAUUUCUGCGAGCCAAGAACCUCCCCGAGGCGAUCUCGCUCACCAACACGCCCGGCAAAGUGUGUAGUUCGGCAGCCAGCGCAGCAGAAGACGCGAGCGCACGUUCGUGUGCCUCUGAAGUCUCCCUUAUGUCGCCGUCCCGCAUAUCCUCCGAAGUGUACACAUCGAGCCACCACACCGAAAGUCGUCAGCGCAGCUCCUCAAGCGAGGCGCAGGCAGGCUUUAUGCCUGAGGCACUGCAUGAGAUGGGCAUCAUCGGCAGCGCGCGGAACGGAAAGGACCUCCCGGCCACUCUCCAUACACCGACGGCAAAGCUGAAAGUCCAGAAGCACGGAAAACCGCUAGCGGUGAAACUGCACCCGCCUCCCUCUGCUGCCGCGGAACGGCCGACCCUGCCGCCCUCAUCGCAUACGUCUGAGAAAGUGCAGCCAACCUUUUCGUCCUUCAAUCCACUCCGCAAGGACUCUGCUCAACCGUCGUCAGACUUGUUCUCCAUGCAGAUCCCGAGCAGCCACACGCAGAAGAGCAAGACCUCGUCGAGCGAGCAAUUACCUCCCACCCACCCGAAAAUUGCCGGUGCGCCGAAAGUGCCACAGAAUCUUGACCAGCGCGGCAUGAGCUCCGUUGCAUGCUCGAAUGUCCACCUGUCUGUGCUGGCUGAUCUCUUGGAGAAGAAGGUGUUCUCCGAGGAAGAUGUGCUGCUGGAGCUGGAGGCUAUCCGAAAGCGCUCACUACUCACCUCGACCCCUUUCAACAGGCGCCUGCUCCCCAUCCUCGCUUGGUACCUGCUCCGCGACAAGUUUGGUGAGGAGGCAGCCACCCGGUACGUGUUUCUGCUGACAUCCUCGGCCGGCGUGCCACGGUCCGACGGAGCGGUGAACACGACGCUCACCAUCGCCUCUUUCUUGCCUCGCGUGAACAAAAUCCGGCGUGUGCGGCGGGAGGCAAAGGAGAGUAACCGUAAGAAACCGAUGCACCACUACGCCAUCACACCCCCGGCAUGCUCGACAGAAACAGCGAAGCUGUGCGACGUCAAAGGGGCGCAUCAUCAGCGGCAACGUCUGCGGCGGAUGCCAGCCUUUGACGCCCUCGAGGACGCGUCCGACAUUCCGACGGCAAGCCCGACGGAUCGCUUUUCUUUGAAGUCCCCCAUCACACGCAGCAGCCCCUGCCUGCGCAGCGUAUCUCCGUUGCAGUAUGGACAGCUGCGCGUGUACACCCGUGCGCACGCAGCCGUCGACCGACAGGCAGCGAAAGCAGAGGACCGCCCUGUCGUGGAUGUUAUUAUGGACGCUGCGGACCCCCAGGCUCGAGCGAAGAACGCGUUCGAAAUAGUCCAGGCGGAAGCAUCGUCAGUCGUGGAGGAGCCCUCCGUCUUUCACGGCUUUGGACACCAAUCACCGGCAGCUAGGGGCACCGCAACCAAGUUGACGUCGAAGAGGCGCUCUCCCAUUCCACCCGCCUCCGCACAUCCUACUGGCGCUCUUGCCGAAGCAACGGCGCGCAGCCGUCACGGACUGCAGGUGCACGGAAGUCAAGGCUGCGAGAUGCUCGGCGUGACACCGAGCGCGGGUGCCUUCAGCGGGAUCGCCCCUGCAACGGACAGCGAGGAAGGUCUGAGCCUGUUCUACCGAGAGCGUGUCGAGGGAGUCGGCCAAGAAUGUAUGCCCUCUGCCUCGGCAUUUUGGCAAGCCAUCACCCCACCCCACGCAUCUGCUGAAGGCAAGGCAUCGGGUCGCCGAUGCUUACCAGCUAAGCAUUCGCAGCAUAGGCACCUCGAUCGCAGUGCCAGCCCGGCGGACGUGAUGGGUGCCGUCACGCCGUGCCUGUCGAGCAUCCUCGCGGUAAGGGACUACGACGCAAGUGCGCAGCAAAGCGGACUUGCUAGUGAAACCGGCAACGCCCCAGAUCUCUCUACGAUGACAAGUGCUACAACAAGCUCUCAUAGCUGUGUAGAGUACUCGCAUGGUGUGGCUGGUGACCGCAAGUACUACAAUGCCGAGCUCGAUGUAAUUCUCGAAGACGCACCCUCACAGGCACUCACAAGCGCCACCGCGUACUCUGCCUUGAAUGACCUUCAUGAGUCUCCCGUUGGUGAUGACGACGCAGAAAACGCCGCCGGCACGGCUCACUGCCCAGCAAUAUCCUCCCUACUGCAGGGCCGUAGCGUGGCUGAAACCUCGCCGCCGUGCGCCCCUGAAGUAACCGACACGUCCAGGUAUCAACGAGAGCAGCGGUCGUACUCCUACAUGAACGGCGCGGAGAAUUCGAUGAGUCGCACAGUUAAGGCCACAGAGCACUACUCGAUGCUCCUGAACACCUCUACAGCAGCGCACAGGCCAGCCUGCCUCCUGUGCAGCCGCAGCACCGAGGUGCGGGAAAAUAGCAACACCAAGCUUCCCGGUAUGGCGCAGGCCUCUCAGCCAGAAAGUACCAUCGAGAAGAAGCACGGCUACAGUAGUCUCCUGGAGAGCCACAUCGACACGGUGGCGACAAGCAGCACCCAGCGGAUCGCCACAGAGAGAAGGGACAGUGACUCGCAUACAGUCGCAGAGUACAGUGCGUUUAUUUGUGCAGAGGCGUCGGCGAUGGAGCCAUCUACAAGCGGUGCUGUGCAGUCGCAAGCCAUCAAAACAAGCGAAACGUGGCGUAGUGACACGUCUGCCACGACUGCCGCGGCCGUCAGCAUUGUUGAACCAUCCGCAAACAUGGUGCAUUCUACGCAGCAGAGCACGUGUGGAAUUCUUAACACGCCUACCACUUCAAGAUGUCGGAUGCCAUGCAGCGACCUCCACAGCUCGCGACGCGUGGAGAGGAAGGCACAGUUAUGUGGUCGCCCAGCAACCGAGAGCUCUCUUGACGACACACCGGUAUACAGCAUAUCUUUCAGCCGCACCAACACGCACCACUCGUCACCCUCCACAAGAAUCAACGGGUCCUCGUACGCUGCAUCCGCACCAGGAGGCGAGUCUGGCUUUGGAAACCUCCUCCGUACUAACGUCGAAGCCUCAGCACUGGGUAGUGGUGAUGAUCUGCGAGGUUUUUUGGCUGAAUCAUUCCCUUCCAUCGCCUUCCCCGGCGCAUCCUUCCACCAGAACAGUGUUCUACCUGGUGGCACCAGCACCAAUGCAAAGGGCAGCUGUGCUUACCAAAACAUACGCUGUUCAAACUUUAUCCAGCAUUCUGCGAAUCAGCAUGGACAGCGCAAGACUCAUCUUCGAACCUCCGCAUCACUGCCACCAACCGCCAGCGCCACAACCUUGCUGAGAGAAUCCCCCGAUCACCGUCCCGCCUCUAGUGACGCUAACGUGAGGCGCAGCUUAUCAGAUGCGCUUGCAGCUCCUUUCGGAGACUCGUUCUCAAUGCACAACCUAACAGCUAAAGACAAUGACACAUCACAAGCAAUCCACAGCCACCACCCUCCUCCGACGCACAGUACAACUGCCCCGGCUAUGGAGAAUUUCGGCAGCCUCGUUGAACACCACAGCGUCCACUUACGCGGUGGGUACGGCAGCGUGAUGGAGGGCGACAGCGCUGUGGCACCAGACGCGAGUCUUGCGUCGCGGUCGGCCGGUGGGUACGGCAGCGUGAUGGAGGGCGACAGCGCUGUGGCACCAGACGCGAGCCUUGCGUCGCGGUCGGCCGGUGGGUACGGCAGCGUGAUGGAGGGUGACAGCGCUGUGGCACCAGACGCGAGCCUUGCGUCGCGGUCGGCCGGUGGGUACGGCAGCGUGAUGGAGGGUGACAGCGCUGUGGCAUCAGACGCGAGUCUUGCGUCGCGGUCGGCCGGUGGGUACGGCAGCGUGAUGGAGGGCGACAGCGCUGUGGCACCAGACGCGAGCCUUGCGUCGCGGUCGGCCGGUGGGUACGGCAGCGUGAUGGAGGGUGACAGCGCUGUGGCACCAGACGCGAGCCUUGCGUCGCGGUCGGCCGGUGGGUACGGCAGCGUGAUGGAGGGUGACAGCGCUGUGGCACCAGACGCGAGCCUUGCGUCGCGGUCGGCCGGUGGGUACGGCAGCGUGAUGGAGGGCGACAGCGCUGUGGCACCAGACGCGAGUCUUGCGUCGCGGUCGGCCGGUGGGUACGGCAGCGUGAUGGAGGGCGACAGCGCUGUGGCACCAGACGCGAGCCUUGCGUCGCGGUCGGCCGGUGGGUACGGCAGCGUGAUGGAGGGCGACAGCGCUGUGGCACCAGACGCGAGCCUUGCGUCGCGGUCGGCCGGUGGGUACGGCAGCGUGAUGGAGGGUGACAGCGCUGUGGCAUCAGACGCGAGUCUUGCGUCGCGGUCGGCCGGUGGGUACGGCAGCGUGAUGGAGGGCGACAGCGCUGUGGCAUCAGACGCGAGUCUUGCGUCGCGGUCGGCCGGUGGGUACGGCAGCGUGAUGGAGGGUGACAGCGCUGUGGCAUCAGACGCGAGUCUUGCGUCGCGGUCGGCCGGUGGGUACGGCAGCGUGAUGGAGGGUGACAGCGCUGUGGCACCAGACGCGAGCCUUGCGUCGCGGUCGGCCGGUGGGUACGGCAGCGUGAUGGAGGGUGACAGCGCUGUGGCACCAGACGCGAGCCUUGCGUCGCGGUCGGCCGGUGGGUACGGCAGCGUGAUGGAGGGCGACAGCGCUGUGGCACCAGACGCGAGUCUUGCGUCGCGGUCGGCCGGUGGGUACGGCAGCGUGAUGGAGGGCGACAGCGCUGUGGCACCAGACGCGAGCCUUGCGUCGCGGUCGGCCGGUGGGUACGGCAGCGUGAUGGAGGGCGACAGCGCUGUGGCACCAGACGCGAGCCUUGCGUCGCGGUCGGCCGGUGGGUACGGCAGCGUGAUGGAGGGUGACAGCGCUGUGGCACCAGACGCGAGUCUUGCGUCGCGGUCGGCCGGUGGGUACGGCAGCGUGAUGGAGGGUGACAGCGCUGUGGCACCAGACGCGAGCCUUGCGUCGCGGUCGGCCGGUGGGUACGGCAGCGUGAUGGAGGGUGACAGCGCUGUGGCACCAGACGCGAGUCUUGCGUCCCGGUCGGCCGGUGGGUACGGCAGCGUGAUGGAGGGUGACAGCGCUUUGGCACCAGAACGCAAGCCUUGCGUCGCGGUCGGCCGGUGG